Molecule: messenger RNA, 1633 nt
Organism: Hordeum vulgare subsp. vulgare (domesticated barley)
Lineage: Eukaryota; Viridiplantae; Streptophyta; Magnoliopsida; Poales; Poaceae
Exons: 1
Coding region: 90-1421 (443 amino acids)
Source: RefSeq, a predicted model, not a curated record
AUCCCUAGUCGUUCCCAAAUCGCGCCGCCUUCUGCUAUCCCAUCCGGAUCUCUUCACCUCCUCCGCUUCCUUCCUCGCCCUUCACGGCCAUGGAUGUUUCCUCCUGCGUUCCACCUUCUCUGCCCGAGUCCGCGGCCGCGGCCGCCGCCGCCGCUGCCGCCUCCUCAGCCUUGGUCCUCCUCGACAGGUGGAGCUACAUCGGCGACCUCCCAAACAACACCACCGCCGAGAGCACCAUGAGCAGCGGCUUGCCUAUAAAGGUGACCUUCCACGCCGCCCGCCCGCCACAUCUCUCCCACUUUUUUGUCCACUGCCCUGGCCUCGACUUGAGCAGGAUAGGGGCCAAGAUUGUCGCCACCGACGCACAUCUCGUCCUCCUCCGCGUUCCCAUCGACCCCGACAGGACCACCGGAGCAUUGGACUGGGACUACUUCCUCUACAGCCCGCGCGCCCAGCGGCUAGAUCUGCUACCAAACCCGGACCCCAUCAGGUGCCUCAACGACGACGCAACUGCCCUCAUUAGCCGCAAAGAUGGCGCUGGGUAUGCCGUCGCUGCCCUCGGUGAUUGUAAGCCCAUCUACGAUGGCGACGAGCACCUCAUUAGGUGUGAGUUCAACCUCCACCUCUAUAGACCCUCCUCAAAAUCUAAAGCUUGGAUCUCCAAGCGCUUGUCAGUGAAUGGGUUGGAGAGGGACAAGCUCAUCCCUCUACCUGGAGCAGUCGACAGGCUGUACCACGAGACGGGGAAGACCAUCACAAUUGGUGGUGAGCAUGGCACGGUCGCCUGGGUGGACCUCUGGCGUGGCAUCUUCUUUUGUGAUGUGCUCAAGAAACGCCCACUCCUCCAGGAUGUUCCACUGCCGGUGCCAGCAAGGUCUAGCUGGGAUCGCCUCCUCAGAAAUGGUAACCCCAGCUACUUGCGGGACGUAACUAUCAGCCAAAACAAAGACUCGAUCAAGUAUGUUGAGUUGGAAUUCCGGUCACGACAAGUGCUCAACGCCGCAGCCACCACCCCUGUUUCCUACACUGACUGGGUGAGGAAUAACACAACAAGGAAAUCUCAGUCUCAGGUCAUCCGUGAUGGCUGGAAGUCCACAACAUGGAACGUGGCAAUACCGGUUGGUGGUUUGUACGAGGGCUGGCACCCUGACUGUGUAUUUGACGUUAAAGACGUCAGCUUGGAGCCAUGUCUUUCUGAUUGGAUGACUAUGCUGAGCAGCAAGACCAUGCAGGAACUUCAAGUGGCGUACCCCAUCCUAAGCAUGGGUGAUGAUGUCGUUUACUUGCUCUCUCACAACUUGGGAGUGAUGUUUGCCUUUGAUGUGAGGAAGUCAACAUUGCAAGGAUUGGCUGAGGUUGAUGUGCACAAGUUCAUUUUUGAUUCCAGCUUCUGCACUAGCGAGAUCUGCAGGGGUACCUGAGCAAUAUUAAGGUAACUUAAUAUUGGCCAGAACUAGUUACUGUAGGAACUACCAAUUUAUCUUAAUAUCUUUCUGAGCCCCAAGCCUUAUGUAAUCAGUUUACAUAUUUGAGGAUGAUGCUUGGUUGUGAUUUUCUUUCUAUUGUUAUUCAUGACCAUGGCUAGAGAUUGGAAUGUUCUUAACUGGAAUAUAAGAAGUGUCAAUGAUCCUAA